AACGGGAUACUAUUUAUAAUACCCGCUUACUGCCUCAGGUUAUUUUUUAAUCAGUAGUAGCUCUAAUGGUUCCUGAACUUCGGGUACUCAGUCUGAAAAUCAUCCUACAGAAUAUUAACGAGUACACCCCUUUGUCCAAACUCAACUCAAGGGACUUAGGAGAAGUUUGUGAAGCCCUUCCAUUAGAUCUGCUUCUUUCGACAGCCUUGGCUCUGCCCUUAGAUGAUUCCUACUGGAAGAGAAGGACCCUGGCUCAUUAUCCUCCGCCAAAUUUGCGUUUAAAAAUACGACAGCAGAACCAGCGAAAAAGGACAGUAAGAGAAAGGGGGGGCGACGGAGAAUCCGAAGGGAAGGAUGACAGCAAAGGAGAGACGGAAGGAGGAGAAACCCCUGGAGGAGGGAGCCGAGUAGGAAGCAGUGCCAGCAAGAGGCACACGCCGACGAAGACGGCGUCAUCCAACCCGUAUGCUGCUCUUGCUGCCGGUCUACCCCCAAUUAAUGUCAUCAGAUGUGAAGACCAGUGGCAGAGAGCUUAUCUUGAGGCCCAUCUCGCCCAAGCAAUCAGUGCCACAUCAGAUAACAAGAGAGGUUGGCGGCUUCUGGCACCUCUGCUGAAGCUAUGCGAACCCCAUGUGAGGUACUUACACCUGUCCACACUUGCACCCGCCACUCCAAGCAAGGAGGCCAGAAGAAACAGCGCUAAUGAGGAGCAAGGAAGUCUUGAACAUCUAAAUAUGUAUGACGUCAUCACGGCUCUGUCAAAUCUUGAGGGAUUAAGUAUACGUUAUCAAACAGUUUUGGACGGAGGCGAACUCUGCUGGGGGGACCAUGGCAUCUCUGUACAAGACGCUUCUUUCUUGUCCAUGGCUGUCUUGUCAAGCAAAAUUACUCGUCUUACCGUGUACGAAAGUUGCCUGGACGACGACCGCGCAGACGUGUUGCUAAGAAAUCUGAAAAGUCACAAGAUUCUCAAGGAAUUGGACCUCCAGAGUAAUUUCAUCUCCUGUGCUGCUGUUCCGAUCUUGUGUGACUUGAUAGCGUCCACCUCCCUGGAGUCACUGUGUCUUCUUCAUAACAAGAUAGGUAGCAAAGGUGCCAAGCUACUGGGGGAGGCACUAGCGGAGGCUCCUCCAUUGAGAGCUCUAGCCAUUGACCUUAAUCCACUCCUGAGCGAAGGAGGCGUAGCUAUUCUUGACGGAGCGGCCAAGGGAGGCCAGCUCCACGUCUUGUCGAUGGCUGGCUGCCGUCUCAUGGACGAAUGUUGGCACUAUGUUGCCCAGGCACUUACGUCAGUGCCCCUGCUUCAGUAUAUUUGCUUGGCGUCCAACCCUUUUCAGCAGAAACCUCCGGAGAGCGUGGUAUUAGCAGCUAACAACGUUUCGAAAAGAGGCCGCGUCCUGCUAACUAACCUGGAUGGAAAGACGUAUCUCUUAGGGCACGUCGAAGAAGGCCGCACUUUACCUAGUCCUCUGCUGAAUUUAAGGAAUAAUUUGGCUACACCUCUCACUCCUGAAGCAGCCGACGAAGACAUUCAACAUUACCUUCCUCUUCAUGGAAUUUAUCUCAAUCCUGAGGAUUUCAUGAUUGAGGAGGAGCUGGAGGGCCUUUGUCUCUUCUCCAAGAACCUAAAUCCGGGGCAGUAGAAGGAAUUGUUUGGUUAUGUGCAACAGAUGGUCGGCCAUUUAAUCGCAAGCAAUGAUGCAAGAUUGUUGGCCAUCGGUAAAGUGAAAAGGUGUUGUCAAUGGAGGGAGGGUUUAACCACUAAACUAAAACCAGGAGGAGAUUCUAGUGGCAACGAAGAGCAAAACAUAUGCUACAUGUGCAGAGAAGAAUGCUUUAUACGCAACAGAGGGAGGUAUGAGGUCUUGGUCACAAGUAACAGGCAGAGAAGGUUUUGGUCAUUCAUAAGUAAUAAGAGAAAGAAACCCAAGCCAUAAAUUGUAGACUUAAUAGAUUUUAGCCUAAAACAAGAAAGGACGAAAGAUUAACUCUAGCAAAAACAACAGAGGCAGAAGGUCUUGGCCAUAAGUAUUAGAGGGACAAGAUUUUAGCUCCAAGCAGAAAUAUGAAUGACGGGUCUGACCAAGGCGAUAGCCAAAAGAUUUUGUCCGUAAGUAAGAGGGAUGGGAAUGUGGCCACAAACAACAGAGUAAGAAGGUUUUGAUCAAAGACAAUAUAGGAAGAAGGUUUCUUACAUGUAACAGAGAGCAAGAGAAGAUUUUGGUCUUCAGUAACAGGAGAAAGAACCUAUAGUUGUCAACAUAAAAUUUGAACUUCAAUAAUUACAGGGAGGUUUCAUUAACAAGCAAUGGAGACAAGAAUUUGGUCACUAACAACAAGGAAGAAAGAACUGACCUGUUAAAAAAGGUUUUGAAAGGGCGAAUGCAAACAAAGGCUAUAGAAUCAGAAGGUUUUGACCUUAAGAUAAAGAGGGAAAAUGUUUUUGUUACAAGGUAUAGAGAUAGUAGGUAUUGGUCACAAACAAAAAAGAAAAAUAUAUUAAAUAUAUUAGGCUUUGAUAGGCAAUGGCCACAAACGUUGAAGGGAAGUAUUUGUAAAUAAAUAGGCAGUUAACUUCAAAAUGACUAGGACAGGCUGUGAUUACUAGAAGCUCCAUGCAGCAGAGAUCGUGUUUCUAGAUAACGUGUUUAAACAAG
This is a messenger RNA of Macrobrachium nipponense, 2657 nucleotides long. Its product is annotated as dynein regulatory complex subunit 5-like. Lineage: Eukaryota; Metazoa; Arthropoda; Malacostraca; Decapoda; Palaemonidae. The transcript is spliced from 9 exons. The record is from RefSeq and is a predicted model, not a curated record. Gene Ontology annotation, molecular function: GTPase activator activity. The coding region runs from base 66 to 1643 and encodes 525 amino acids.